ACCAACACCAAAUGUCGAUACGUUUCUUGCCAAUACAAGUGCUUGGACUGUCGGCUGUUGUCCGAGAUGGCGGGGCUUGGUGGAAAAAAUAAAAAAAACCGCCCUAGCUAGAGACCAGCGAGAUAUCACUUCACACAGGGCGGCAAUGAAGAAAGACCAAUCUCAGUGCCAGUGCGUUGACUUAUCUCAAGCCAUUGGUUGAUUGGCUCAUCGUCAUAGGAUCGCUUCUCACCCAUUCGGAAAGCCAUCAAGUAGGAAUCUGCAACCAGGAACCAUCCGCCAUGAACGGCCUAGAAAUCUCCCCCUUCAUCGCUGCCCUCCCCAAGGUCGAGCUGCACAUCCACAUCGAGGGCACCCUCCUCCCGGCCCUCCGGUGGAAGCUCGCCAAGCGCAACAACGUGCCCCUGCAGUACGACACCUACGAGGCGUUGCUGGAAUCCUACAAUGUCUUCUUCAACCACCGCCCGGAGAUCAACGGCCGCGUGCCCGGCAUCCCGACCUUUCUCGAGGCUUACUUCGCCGGCUGCGAGGUCCUCAAGACCGAGGAUGACUUUUACGAAAUGUCCAUGGACUACCUCCGCCGCUGCGCCGAGAUGAACGUCCGCUACGUCGAGCCCUUCUUCGACAUCCAGGCGCACACGCGCCGCGGCGUGCCCGCCGAGGACGUGCUCAACGGCUAUCUGAGGGCCCAGCGCGACGGCGCCGCGCUGCACGGCGUCCGGUCCAACUGGAUCUUCUGCUUCAUCCGCGACGAGAGCCUCGAGGACGGGCUGGCGGCGUACGAGACGGCGAGGCCGUGGGCCGCCGGCACUGUCGAGGGCGGAAAGGGCCUCUUCCACGCCGUCGGCCUUGCAAGCAACGCCUUCGAGAGGCCGCCGAUGCUCUUCGAGGCCGGGUUCCGCAGGGCCAAGGCGGACGGCCUGCACGUGACGAUGCACUGCGACUUCGGACAGAAGGACACCCACGAGCACGUCCGCGAGGCCAUCUUCGAGGUCUGCGCGGGGCAGGGUGCCGAGCGGAUCGACCACGGCCUGGACGCGGCGGACCGCGAGGAUCUGCUGCGCGGCCUGCUGGACCGGGGCAUCGGGCUGACGCUGUGCCCGCACGCGUACCACCGACGCACGCCGACCGAGGUGCUGUUCCCCAAGAUCCGGGCGCUGUGGGACAGAGGCGUCAAGUUCUGCAUCAACAGCGACGACCCGGUGUACAUGCACGACGUGUGGGUUGACGGGAACAUGCAGAAGGCGUACACGUACUGCCGGUUUACCAAGGCGGACAUGGUGGCGCUGGCGAGGAACGGGGUGGACAUGUCAUGGGCGAGCGACGAGGUCAAACGAGAGCUUUACCGGGAGCUGGACGCGGUUGACGUCUCCGAUUAAAUUCAGGCUUUCUUCCUGAAGGAUCUCGAGAACCAAGUGAGUUUGCUACUGCGUGUGUACAUUGUAGGGGCGGAGUAUGACACGAGUGCUGUCUUACAGAGCAUAUGUCCAUGUCCAUAUGCUCAGUAUUCUCGUUUGUACUCUGUGGUCUCAAUCGUAAUGAUUUUCUUCUUACUAGAAAUAGUAGAAAAUUGGAAUCUCUAGUGGAAUU
This is a messenger RNA of Colletotrichum destructivum, 1590 nucleotides long. Its product is annotated as Putative adenosine deaminase domain, adenosine/adenine deaminase, metal-dependent hydrolase. The transcript has a single exon. Gene Ontology annotation, cellular component: cytosol. Lineage: Eukaryota; Fungi; Ascomycota; Sordariomycetes; Glomerellales; Glomerellaceae. Gene Ontology annotation, molecular function: adenine deaminase activity. The record is from RefSeq and is a predicted model, not a curated record. Bases 282 to 1379 code for a protein of 365 amino acids. Gene Ontology annotation, biological process: adenine catabolic process; hypoxanthine salvage.